Messenger RNA from Lagopus muta (rock ptarmigan), 2154 nucleotides. RefSeq names its product angel homolog 2 (gene ANGEL2). Gene Ontology annotation, molecular function: mRNA 3'-UTR binding; 3'-5'-RNA exonuclease activity. Gene Ontology annotation, biological process: 3'-UTR-mediated mRNA stabilization. The transcript is spliced from 9 exons. The coding region runs from base 264 to 1940 and encodes 558 amino acids. NCBI's taxonomy places the organism in Eukaryota, Metazoa, Chordata, Aves, Galliformes, Phasianidae. The record is from RefSeq and is a predicted model, not a curated record.
GCGGCGGGCGAGGAUCAGGGUCUCGGAGUGCCGGGCCUGAGGGUGCCGUGAGGCCUCCGCCGGGCCUGGGUGUCGCGUCGGCCUCCCUUGGGCGGUGGGGCAGCUGCUGGGGGAACAGGCCCGGAACCCGGGGGCGCCGCGCGCGGCUGCGGGAGGCCUGGCCGUGCCGGCCGGUUGCUUUAAGCGCCUUUGCGGUGCCCAGCGGAAGUCGGCGCAGGCGUGAGAUUUCUUUGCUGUCUGUGGCGCCUGAAAGGAAACACCCCAUGCUGCCCCGUCAUGUGCAGAGGCUGGGCCGAGACUGGAUCGCCCAUGUCAACGGUUCUCAGGUAUUUGCCUUUGGCAGCCCAGUUCCCACCUGUAUGAGAUGGGCUGGACACUGCCCAUGGGCCUCGUUCCCUCUGCCUGUUCCGGUUGAUUUCUCAACAAACUGGAGGCUCCCACCAUUUUUUGGACCUUGGAGGCAAUUUCAGAAUUCUAAUUGGCAGCUCGAUAACUUCGCACAAAAUUCUUGCUUUUACCUGCCUAACCCCACUAUGAAAUCUGAGGGAGAAGAACCACUGACAAAGAAGAGGAGGCUCAGCACCCAGCCGGAUUCUCCAGCCCCAGAAGAACCAAACUUCUCUGAGCAGAAAGAAGCUUUAUGUGUUUCUGUCUCACAAGAUGAAAAAAGUGAGAGUAGUAAGAAAGGAAAUAUCAAAAGACACUGGGAAUAUUUCUGUCAGCACAGCAGGACAAUGAAAAUCUUGGAAAGUGCAGAAACUGACCAAAGUAAUAGAGAAUGUGAAGCCAAAUUUGAUUUCACAGUCAUGUCCUACAACAUCCUCUCACAGAAUUUGUUAGAAGAUAACUCCCACCUGUACAAACACUGCAGACAACGUUUGUUAAUCUGGACAUACAGAUUUCCCAACAUUCUACAAGAAAUCAAACAGCUGGACGCAGAUGUACUUUGUUUACAAGAAGUCCAAGAAGACCACUAUAGGAAAGAGAUCAAGUCAAGUUUGGAAUCCUUGGGGUAUCACUGUGAGUACAAAAUGCGGACAGGAAGAAAACCCGAUGGCUGUGCUAUUUGCUUCAAAACUUCUAAGUUUAGCCUGAUGUCAUCAAAUCCCGUGGAGUUUUUUCGCCGUGAUAUUCCACUCUUGGACAGAGACAACGUUGGACUAGUCUUACUUUUGCAGCCUAAAUUUCCAUGUAAAACUAACACUGCCAUCUGUAUAGCUAACACGCAUCUGCUGUAUAACCCGAGGAGAGGGGAUAUCAAACUGACCCAACUUGCAAUGCUCCUGGCAGAGAUUGCUAGCGUCGCCCCUCAGAAGAAUGGUAUCUUCUGCCCAAUUAUCAUCUGUGGUGACUUCAAUUCUGUUCCUGGUUCUCCGCUGUACAGAUUUAUAAAGGAAGGGAAGUUAAAUUAUGAAGGACUUGCUAUAGGGAAGGUCUCUGGACAAGAACAGUUUCCAAGGGGACAAAGAAUCUUAUCUAUUCCAAUUUGGCCCAAAAAAUUAGGUAUUUCACAAAACUGUGUGUAUGAAAUAAAACAGCAGCAAAAAGAAGAUGAUGCAGGAGAAAAAACAGAGGAAGCAACAUCAGAUAACGCCAAAGAGAUUGUAAUAGCAUCUGAAAAAUUAUCCUCAAAAUUGCAGCACCGUUUUAAGUUGUCUUCAGUCUAUUCUCACUACUUCCCUGAAAAUGGGCUGCCAGAAGUAACAACUUGUCACUCCCGAAGCGCAGUCACUGUGGAUUAUAUUUUCUAUUCUGCAGCAAAUGAUGAUUCUGUUGCCCAACCAGGAACAGAGGAUUCUCUUCACGGAGGUCUGAAGCUCCUCGGAAGGCUGGCACUUGUAACAGAGAAAGAUCUCUGGACUGUUAAUGGUCUUCCCAAUGAAAAUAACUCCUCUGACCACCUGCCCUUGCUCGCAGAGUUCAGGCUCGUUGAACGGUAACACCCAAAGGACCUCCCAUGUAGCUACAGUUACUCCCACCUUCUCUCUUAAUGUGAUUUUUAUUUUUUAAAGUUAGUUUGAGCACUGCCGGUUCGGUUUAAAUGUUUUGCUUGCAUGCUGAUUUGGUAGUGCUGGGUAAAGUAGACUUUUUAAAGAGACUUUUUUUAAGAGUUUGAAUUACUUCAUGAAGUCUUUGAGGCAAAAAAAAAAGAAA